UAUAACUCUUUUGUGUGACACAAAAGACAUGGAGGGUCUCAUCUUCCUCUCUUGACUUUCACAUUGCACAGUGCACAUUGCACAAUAACCAGUUUCUUCUACAUUCUUCUUCUCAGCAGUCAACAACACAAAACUGAAAAGAAAGAAGAAGGAUUUGAACAUGGGAAGCAAAAACCUCUUCAAUGAUCAUAAAUCCAUCUCCCUCACUAAGAGAAUUCUCCCCUUAACUCUGUAUACUCUGCUACCACUGACUCUGGUUUCUAUAUACUUGUACCUCCUGUACUUAACUCCAUUUUCAGCAACUGAGCUUCUCCAUUCAAACACCAUCAUCACUUACCACUCUUCUCUUUCUUCCUCUUCUAGUACACCUUCUGCUUCUCCUCCUCUACCUUCUUCUCUUCCUCUUCCUUCACCUUCUACACCUUCUCCUUCUGAUCCUUCUCUACCUUCUUCUGCAGAAAAUGAUAAGGCUUCUGAGAACUCAUGUGACUACUUUAAUGGUGAUUGGGUUCAUGACAUGAGUGGCCCUUUGUACAAUGCUACGACAUGCGGUACGAUCAAAGAAAGUGAGAAUUGUUUCACCAAUGGCAGGCCUGACUCUGGCUAUCUUUACUGGAGAUGGAAACCUAGUGAGUGCAAUCUUCCAAGGUUUGAACCUCACACUUUUCUCAAACUCAUUGAGAACAAGCAUGUAGCUUUUGUUGGGGAUUCUUUAGCUAGGAACCAAAUAGAGUCCCUUCUUUGCAUGUUAGCCACUGCUUCGACGCCAAAACUUGUCUACAGAAUUGGCAAGGACAACCGUCGGUGGCACUUUCCUUCUCACAAUGCAAACUUGUCGAUGUAUUGGUCCCCCUUUCUGGUACAUGGUGUUGAAAGAUCAGAUGAAGGGUCAUAUUACAACACAAUGUAUUUGGAUCAAGCCAAUGAGAGAUGGGCAAGGGAUGUGGAUCAAAUAGACUUGAUUGUGGUUUCAUUUGGGCAUUGGUUUUUGAUCCCUGGAGUUUUCUAUGAGGGUGGUUCUGUUUUGGGUAGCCUAAACUGUCCUGAUCUUAAUCACAUUGAGACUGAUUUUUAUGUUCCAUUGAGAAAGGCUUUAAGAACUACUCUUAAUAGCAUCAUUGAAAGGAAGGUUUCUACGGCUACUGCUAAUGGAAAUAAAAUUGAUGUGAUUGUGAAAACAUUUUCACCAGAUCAUUUUGAAGGUGACUGGGAUAAGGCUGGAACUUGUUCAAAGACUAAGCCUUAUAUGAAAGAGGAGAAGCAACUUGGAGGAAUGGAAAUUGAGAUUAGAAGGAUUGAGAUGGAAGAAGUGGAAAAUGCUAAGGCAAAAGCCAAUGAAUUAGGAGGGUUUAGAUUUGAGGUGAUGGAUAUAACCCAAUUGGCAUUGUUGAGACCAGAUGGCCAUCCUGGUCCUUAUAUGAAAUAUUUUCCAUUUGCUAAUGGGGUUCCAGAGCAUGUGCAGAAUGAUUGUGUUCAUUGGUGUUUGCCAGGGCCCAUAGACACAUGGAAUGAGAUUUUACUCCAGAUGAUGAAGAAGUGGGAGGAGCAGCCACAGAGAGAAUAAUGAGCUAUUCCUCUCCUCAUAUAUAAUGUUAAUAUAUUAUUUAUACUUCAAUCUUUUCACCAUUUAGGUGAUGGGUAUUGCAUUUUAGAAGAGCAUUUUUUGUUUAAAUUUCAGUAUGUAAUGAAGAGAUGUUUUAAUUGAAGAAUGAGCUAAUCCUCUCCUGAUAUAUACUA
Lotus japonicus is the source of this 1737-nucleotide messenger RNA. Its product is annotated as xyloglucan O-acetyltransferase 1-like. NCBI's taxonomy places the organism in Eukaryota, Viridiplantae, Streptophyta, Magnoliopsida, Fabales, Fabaceae. The record is from RefSeq and is a predicted model, not a curated record. Bases 161 to 1564 code for a protein of 467 amino acids. Gene Ontology annotation, molecular function: O-acetyltransferase activity. The transcript has 2 exons. Gene Ontology annotation, cellular component: Golgi apparatus.